This is a messenger RNA of Kockovaella imperatae, 402 nucleotides long. RefSeq lists its product as hypothetical. Gene Ontology annotation, molecular function: RNA binding. Gene Ontology annotation, cellular component: pICln-Sm protein complex; precatalytic spliceosome; spliceosomal tri-snRNP complex. The record is from RefSeq and is a predicted model, not a curated record. Gene Ontology annotation, biological process: spliceosomal snRNP assembly; RNA processing. The transcript has 3 exons. NCBI's taxonomy places the organism in Eukaryota, Fungi, Basidiomycota, Tremellomycetes, Tremellales, Cuniculitremaceae. The coding region runs from base 1 to 402 and encodes 133 amino acids.
AUGAAGCUCGUCAGAUUCCUGAUGAAGCUCAACAAUGAGACGGUCACGAUAGAGCUCAAGAAUGGAAGUGUGAUCCAUGGGACAAUAACGUCCGUGGACCCGCAAAUGAACACCCAUUUGAAAUCCGUCAAACUCUCCCUUCGAACCGCCGCACCUGGUACGCCUCCCCUCUCUCUCGACAGCUUAGCCAUACGUGGCAACAAUGUCAGAUACUAUAUCUUACCUGAUUCCUUACCGCUCGAUACUUUAUUGGUGGACGAUGCGCCGAGAGCGAAGAAGAGGAAAGAAGGUGCAGCAGCCGCCGCUGGAGCCAGAGGCGCCAGAGGUGGACGUGGCGGGCCAAGAGGUAGAGGUGGACCGAGGGGCGGACCUAGAGGCGGUGGAAGGGGACGUGGAUUCUAG